This is a messenger RNA of Hypoxylon fragiforme, 3123 nucleotides long. RefSeq lists its product as uncharacterized. Gene Ontology annotation, molecular function: protein binding; sequence-specific DNA binding; zinc ion binding. The record is from RefSeq and is a predicted model, not a curated record. Gene Ontology annotation, cellular component: nucleus. Lineage: Eukaryota; Fungi; Ascomycota; Sordariomycetes; Xylariales; Hypoxylaceae. Gene Ontology annotation, biological process: regulation of DNA-templated transcription. The transcript is spliced from 2 exons. Bases 1 to 3123 code for a protein of 1040 amino acids.
AUGGAUAACUUCUUCGGCAAUCAGCUCUCCCAGGAGGAGCUGCAACGCCGCCAUGCACAGCAGCGUAACCAGCGACGGCAGGCUAACGGCUCCAUAAACCAGUCAGCCCGCCAGCCCCAAUACUGCCCUGUCACGGUCGCGAAUCCGGACUCUUCCCUAGUGGGCGCCGACUCCCUUGAUGAUAUCAUUCGAAACAAUUCCCAGGAGCUUCAUAGACGACGGAGCCUACCUCAGCAAUUUCCCGGUCAAAUGUCACAAACAGAACCUGAUCGGAGAAUGUCUAUGAUGGAAUUCGGUAAUAAUGAUAAUGAUUUUCGAGACUAUCAAUUUGGCGGUAUGCCGAACACUUCUACCGACGCCAUGAAUACUGGGUUUCCUUCUUUAAACACAAACAUAACCCUCCCAGGCACUUCGGCUACCUUCUCUUCGCCCACUAUGCUCGCUGAUGAUUUCUCGGCGCUCUCUCCAGACAUGGUAGGGAACAUGAUUGCCUUCUCGAACAUGAAUAUGGGCCAAAUAGGCACUGACCAUGCCAUGGGUUUGUUCACGCCAGCCGCAGCAAUGCCGGGCACCUAUUCAUCAAACCCUAUGGAUGGAUUGUCAACCGAUUUUAGCAUGGAUUUGUCCACUGAAAAUAACACUAUGGGCGGUGUUCCAAAUGAGCAUGGUACCGGCAUGUCUGUGGAUACGGGCGAGGACAGUAUAAUGAGCACUUCUCCGCAGUUCUCUACACAAAACCACCAUAAUCAACCGCAGACGAAUCUCAGUGUAGAUACUACCAUGAAUGGAUUCCAGCCCAGCAUCUCACCCCAAUCCUCCGCGCAGGUUCCUUCCCAGGCUCUCAUAUCGACUACGCCUUCCUACGAGUCCCCCAUGGAAACUACAACGGAAACGACCCCAGAAAGUACCGCUGCAUCCCAGCCUGUUGUCCCUACUGAUUCUGUCAUUAAUUCUCAACCCUCAAAGGAGAAAACUAUCUAUUCAAAAAGUGGGUUCGAUAUGCUAAAGGCUCUUUGGCUUGUGGCUACAAGGAAGAGUCCCCAAGUUAACCUUGGUGCUGUCGACAUGUCUUGUGCCUUCGUCGUUUGUGAUGUUACGAUGAAUGACUGUCCUAUUAUAUACGUUUCGGAUAACUUCCAGAAUCUGACCGGAUAUAGCCAACACGAAAUUGUUGGUCAGAAUUGUCGGUUUCUUCAGGCGCCUGAUGGUAAAGUAGAAGCGGGCACGAAGCGGGAGUUUGUCGACAACGGAGCUGUCUACAACUUGAAGCAGAAAAUUGCAGAAGGCAAAGAAGUUCAACAAAGCCUUAUCAACUACCGAAAGGGGGGGAAACCUUUCUUGAAUCUACUAACGAUGAUUCCUAUACCGUGGGAUACAUCAGAGGUUAGAUAUAUUAUUGGGUUUCAAAUCGACCUUGUGGAAUGUCCCGAUGCCAUUGCCUCUCAUCAGGGCCCAGGUACGAUGAAGGUCAAUUAUAAACAUAGUGACAUCGGUCAGUACAUCUGGACACCGCCGGCAUCGAGUCAGUGGGAACCAGAAAAUGGGCAAACAUUAGGCGUCGACGAUGUAUCAACAUUGUUGCAACAAUUCAACCCAAAAGGGUCAGUCUCCGACUGGCAUCGGCAAUCUUGGGAUAAAAUGCUCCUGGAAAAUGCUGAUGAUGUUGUCCACGUAUUAUCACUAAAAGGAUUGUUUCUAUACUUAUCGCCAUCCUGUAAACGCAUACUCGAAUACGACGCUGUAGAGCUAGUUGGGAAUUCCAUCUCGUCUAUAUCUCAUCCCUCUGACAUUGUACCCGUUACCCGCGAGCUCAAGGAUGCCACCGCGGGUGGUUCGGUAAAUAUAGUAUUCCGCAUUCGAAGGAAGCAAAGUGGAUAUACCUGGUUUGAAAGCCAUGGCUCGCUGUUUGUUGAACAAGGGAAAGGUCGAAAGUGUAUAAUUCUCGUUGGACGGAAGCGCCCCGUCUUCGCACUCAGCCGGCGUGAAUUGGAGUUGAAUGGUGGUAUAGGUGAUAGCGAGUUGUGGACAAAGCUUUCCACGUCUGGAAUGUUCCUAUUUGUGUCUGCUAACGUUCGAUCUCUUUUGGAUUUGCAGCCGGAAAAUCUUGUGGGGACAAGCAUCCAAGAGUUAAUGCGGAAAGAAUCACGGGCCGAGUUUGGUCGAUCUAUAGAGAAAGCAAGAAGAGGGCGUAUAGUCACUUGCAAGCAUGAGGUACAGAAUCGUCGUGGUCAGGUCCUACAGGCACAUACCAUCAUGUAUCCAGGCGAUGCCUCCGAGGGACAGAAGCCAACCUUCUUGCUGGCCCAGACGAAAUUAGUCAAAGCGUCCUCCCGAGCAAUCGGGCCAACUGCAUCCUCCUUAUCUAGCAGACAAGGGCUCACAAGUCAUUCGCCCAACGAUCCGAAGACGAUUUCCGGAUUCACCGUAUUACAAGACAAUCAAGUGUUAGAUGAGCAGCGUCCUGGAGUCGUAUCCGCUGCUGCAGGUGGUGGCAUGGCCCCCGGUAACCAGGACAGAGCUCUCGCCUCGGAUGAUAAUAUAUUCGACGAGCUCAAGACGACAAGGUGUACUAGCUGGCAGUAUGAGCUGAGACAAAUGGAGAAGGUAAACCGGGUAUUAGCCGAGGAACUACACGGUCUUUUGUCGAACAAGAAGAAACGCAAACGUAGAAAGGGGGUUGGAAAUUUUGUUCGAGAUUGUGCCAACUGCCACACCCGCAACACACCCGAGUGGAGAAGAGGUCCUAGUGGCCAAAGAGACCUGUGUAACAGCUGCGGCCUUAGGUGGGCAAAGCAGACGGGCAGGGUCUCUCCACGAAAUUCCUCUCGGGGUGGCAAUGGUGAUGCGGCAAGCAAGAAGUCCAACUCGCCUGUACAUUCAUCCCCAUUACAGCGAGAAGUCCCGACAGGUGAGAUCCAUGAGCAACCUUCCGAAACCGAUACCAACACCACGGUAAAUCAGUCAUCCGUCCCUAGUGUGACCCCUGGCCCCGGCAGCGCCAGCACGACACCGACCGGUUCCAAAGCGUUUUCAAUGCCCCCUCCGAGCCAACCACUCCUUGAGGGUGGCGUGAUUGGUAGUGAAAUGACCGCUAUUCAAGAAGAACGAGAAGUAAGCAUGUAG